AUGGAUGGAGACUCCACUGGUGACCUGAACAGCAUGCCACAAUCAAAGCAAAUUCUUGAUUUUGUAUACUUGUUCCAGUGUAUACCAUGCGGUCCAGGAAAUAGAGGCAAUUGCUUCGGACCGAACAUCUGUUGCGGAGAAGACUUAGGAUGUUAUAUUGGGACCCCAGAGACACUGCGCUGCGUGGAAGAAAACUACUUACCUUCUCCCUGUGAGGCUGGUGGAAAGCCCUGCGGUGCCGGAGGACGAUGUGCUGCUCCGGGAGUUUGCUGCAAUGACGAAUAUGAUGUACUGGUAUAUCUACGACAGUUUGCAACUGUGGAUUCCAUUUGCCUGGAUGAAGACAGCGAGAGGCAGCAAGUUUCUUCAGAUCAGAACAUGACCCAGAUGGACGGAUCAGCCAGCGACCUCCUCCGGAGACUCAUGCAUAUGGCAAACAGGCAACAGCAGCAGACGAAACACUACUGA
Molecule: messenger RNA, 468 nt
Organism: Rana temporaria (common frog)
Lineage: Eukaryota; Metazoa; Chordata; Amphibia; Anura; Ranidae
Product: vasotocin-neurophysin VT-like
Exons: 4
Coding region: 1-468 (155 amino acids)
Cellular component (GO): secretory granule; extracellular region
Molecular function (GO): neurohypophyseal hormone activity
Source: RefSeq, a predicted model, not a curated record